Messenger RNA from Acaulospora morrowiae, 395 nucleotides. The record is from the annotation of a GenBank genome assembly. Lineage: Eukaryota; Fungi; Glomeromycota; Glomeromycetes; Diversisporales; Acaulosporaceae.
AAAAUAAAUAUGAUAUUAAUCAAGAUCUUCUUGAUAAUGAUGACUCCGCCUCGUAUAACCAAAGUGAAGAAGAAUUCCAAAAUAUAUUUUCUUAUGGAUUAAGUUCUACAAAGCGAGAUUCAUCCAUGUGUCAAUAUUUUGAUAAAACAACAAUAGAUAAUCCAGGUUUACCUGUUUGCAAAGAGUGUAAAAAAGUAUUCUCAUCAGUAACUGCAACAACAUCACUAAGACACCAUUUAAAUAUAUAUAAUAUAAUAGCAUCAAAGCGAGGACAAAAGCUCUUAAAUCCAAACCCUCAUUUGAAAAUAGAACAGCAAGAACAAGACAAUUUGGUUGUAAGAUGGAUUGUUUGUGACAUGCAACCAUUUAGCGUCGUAGAGGGUGAAGAAUGGUGA